AUGGCCGGUGGGUAUUUUUGCAUCAUUGCCAAGAAGUUAACCAUUUUGCUGGUUGUCAUCGCCAUGGUCUUCUCUUCACUUGGAAUGGCCGACUUGCAAUGUCGAGCAAAAUGUGAAGACCAGCCUGAUUGCAAUGCGUUUUGCCAGAGAAUUGGUUUCAAGGGAGGGGACUGCCAGCCGCCACUUUAUCAGUUUUGUUGUUGUGAAACAUAA
Molecule: messenger RNA, 213 nt
Organism: Prunus armeniaca (apricot)
Lineage: Eukaryota; Viridiplantae; Streptophyta; Magnoliopsida; Rosales; Rosaceae
Source: the annotation of a GenBank genome assembly